AUGCAAAGACGGACAGCAUUACUGGCCUUCUUCGCUAUUGUAGUGGCCUUAUUUAUUGGUGUCUCUACUGUAAAAGCGGAUGAUAAGGAAUCUUAUGGAACUGUUAUUGGUAUUGAUUUGGGUACUACCUAUUCUUGUGUUGGUGUACAAAAGAAUGGACGCGUUGAAAUUAUCGCCAACGAUCAAGGUCAUCGUAUUACUCCCUCCUAUGUUGCCUUUACUGAUGAAGAACGUCUUAUUGGUGAUGCUGCAAAGAAUCAAUAUGCGGCUAAUCCUGAACGAACUGUGUUUGAUGCCAAGCGUCUUAUUGGUCGUCGUUAUAAUGAUAAGGACGUCAAGACUGAUAUGAAGCAUUUCCCCUUCAAGUUGGUCAACAAGAACGGUGCUCCCAAUAUUCAAGUGGCUGUCAAGAAUGAAGAUAAGGUAUUCACUCCUGAAGAAAUUUCUGGUAUGGUGUUGACUAAAAUGAAGGAAACUGCUGAAGCCUAUCUUGGUAAGCCUGUGACUCACGCUGUUGUGACUGUACCUGCCUACUUCAAUGAUGCCCAACGUCAAGCUACCAAGGAUGCUGGUACUAUUGCUGGUUUGAACAUUCUCCGUAUUAUCAACGAACCUACUGCUGCCGCUAUUGCCUAUGGAUUGGACAAGAAUGAUGGUGAAAAGAGUGUGUUGGUUUAUGAUCUUGGUGGUGGUACCUUUGAUGUUUCUCUCUUGUCUAUUGAUGAUGGUAUCUUUGAAGUCUUGGCUACUGCUGGUGAUACUCAUUUGGGUGGUGAAGAUUUCGAUAGCCGUGUGAUGGAUCACUUUAUCAAAUUGUGGAAGAAGAAGAACAAUGGUGAAGAUAUUACUGGCGAUCUCAAGACUAUGGGCAAGCUCAAGCGUGAAGUGGAAAAGGCUAAACGUGCUCUCUCAUCCCAAAUGUCUGUUCGUAUUGAAAUUGAAUCCUUCUACAAGGGCAAGGACUUUAGUGAAACUUUGACUCGUGCCAAGUUUGAAGAACUCAACAACGAUCUUUUCCGUAAGACUCUCAAGCCUGUUGAACAAGUCCUCAAGGAUGCUGGUUAUACUAAGGAUCAAGUGGAUGAUAUUGUUCUUGUUGGUGGUUCUACUCGUAUUCCCAAGGUUCAAAAGUUAUUGGAAGAUUUCUUCAAUGGCAAGAAGCCCUCCAAGGGUAUUAAUCCUGAUGAAGCUGUUGCUUAUGGUGCUGCUGUUCAAGGUGGUAUCCUUUCCGGUGAAGAAGGUUCUGAUAAGGUAUUGCUUUUGGAUGUGAAUCCAUUGACUCUCGGUAUUGAAACCACUGGUGGUGUGAUGACCAAGUUGAUUCCCCGUAAUACUGUGAUCCCUACCAAGAAAUCUCAAAUCUUCUCUACUGCUGCCGAUAACCAACCUACUGUCUUGAUUCAAGUAUACGAAGGUGAACGCGCUAUGACAAAGGAUAACAAUAAGCUCGGUAAAUUCGAACUUAAUGGUAUUGCUCCUGCUCCUCGUGGUGUUCCUCAAAUUGAAGUGACUUUUGAAAUUGAUGCCAAUGGUAUUCUCAAGGUGGGUGCUGCUGAUAAGGCAUCUGGUAAAUCUGAAUCUAUUACUAUCACCAAUGAUAAGGGUCGUCUCUCUCAAGAAGAUAUUGAUCGCAUGGUGCGUGAAGCUGAAGAAUUUGCUGAUGAAGAUCGUGCUAUCCGUGAACGUACUGAAGCUAAGAACCAAUUGGAAAAUUACAUUUACAGUCUCAAGAGUCAAUUAUCUGGUGAUGGUGCUUUGGCUACCAAAGUCUCUGAAGAUGACAAGCAAACUAUUGAAACUGAAAUUAAGAAUAUUGAAGAAUGGUUAGAGGAAACUCCCAACGCUGAAAAGGAAGACUUGGAUGAAAAACGUGAAGAAUUGGAGUCUGUUGUCAACCCUAUUACUAGUCAAUUAUAUGGUGAUAGUGCCUCUGGUACCACCGAAGAUGAUGAACCUUUACGCGAUCAUGAUGAACUGUAGAAAGUCUUUAUACUAGUGAUGGAUAGAUUUAGUUUCUUUUUUUUCUUUUUUUUUUAUUUAUUU
Halteromyces radiatus is the source of this 2043-nucleotide messenger RNA. Its product is annotated as heat shock 70 kDa protein. The coding region runs from base 1 to 1980 and encodes 659 amino acids. Gene Ontology annotation, molecular function: ATP binding; misfolded protein binding; heat shock protein binding. Gene Ontology annotation, cellular component: cytoplasm; endoplasmic reticulum chaperone complex; endoplasmic reticulum lumen. The record is from RefSeq and is a predicted model, not a curated record. Gene Ontology annotation, biological process: protein refolding; endoplasmic reticulum unfolded protein response; cellular response to unfolded protein. The transcript has 2 exons. Lineage: Eukaryota; Fungi; Mucoromycota; Mucoromycetes; Mucorales; Cunninghamellaceae.